This is a messenger RNA of Ostrinia nubilalis (European corn borer), 4554 nucleotides long. It is a transcript of the gene Ent2, whose product is annotated as equilibrative nucleoside transporter 1. Gene Ontology annotation, molecular function: nucleoside transmembrane transporter activity. The record is from RefSeq and is a predicted model, not a curated record. Lineage: Eukaryota; Metazoa; Arthropoda; Insecta; Lepidoptera; Crambidae. The transcript has 10 exons. Gene Ontology annotation, cellular component: plasma membrane. Gene Ontology annotation, biological process: nucleoside transmembrane transport. The coding region runs from base 227 to 1687 and encodes 486 amino acids.
UGAACGACGCGGAAGGGGGAGGACGUGUUGCACGUGUUUUUAAUUUUUUACUCCAAUGCAGGGUCUUCAAUGAAACAAAAGUUUAAUUUCGCGCUCUAACUUUCCUGUUAUGAACAUCAGUGGAUAUUUUUUAUGAUCAUUGGACUAUGAUUUGACACGCGCCCACUCGGCCACGAAGACCACAGAUGUCCGUGAGCAGGUUAUGAUAUUGGUGCACGCGUGAGCCAUGGAGAUGUCUCAUCAAGGAGGGGCGGAGGCCGAGAGCCUCCUCAGGCCCGAUCAGCGCCCGGUCGUCAUGCCUCAAGGGAACAGGGCUAUUGGCUGGGUCGAGCUGGAGGGCGAGAAGGCGCCGUUCCUCCGCAACGAGCCGGUGAAGCUGACGCCCGCGUGGGAGGGCUCCAACCUGCCCAAUGACACGCUCAACUUGAAAGGAAUCGCAAUGGACCUGGUACCGCCGAAAGACAGAUGGAACUUGAUCUAUAUCAUCCUAGUCAUCCACGGCCUGGGCACCCUCAUAGCGUGGAACAUGUUUAUCACUGCCAAGGAUUACUUUGUGAAGUACAAGCUGGCCAACGCUCCGGACUAUGCGGAACAUUACCUGGCGUAUGUGGGAUGGGCCGCUCAGAUACCGAACUGCUUGUUCAAUUGGAUCAACAUCUUUGCGCCGAUUAGCGGCAACCUGACGACGCGUAUCGUAUGGUCGCUGAUGAUCGAGGUGGCCAUCUUCGUGAUGACCGUCAUCUUGGCCAUGGUGGACAGCUCGGAGUGGCCCGUGGCUUUCUUCUGGUUCACCAUGAUAUCUGUCUUCGUCAUGAAUGCCUGCAACGCGAUCUUCCAAAACUCAGUCUACGGCGUCGCCGCGCGUCUGCCCGUCAAAUACACUGGAGCCGUGGUACUUGGCUCAAACAUUUGCGGCACACUAGUGGUGUUCCUAUCGUGGUCAGCUGAGCUGUUCGAUUCAAGACGAACGUCGGCUAUAUACUACUUCAUCACUGGCAUCUUCGUGCUGCUUAUAUGCUUCGAUACUUACUUCGCGCUGCCUCUCAAUAGGUUCUACCGCUACCACGACACACUUCAACAGCGUACGAUGCGAGUGAACCCAGCUUUAGCGGCGACCAACCAGGCGCCUGACAAACCCAACGUGCCUUACGGGACCAUCUUCAAGCAAUCUUGGGUGCAGCUGUAUAACAUAUUUAUAACCUUCUUCGUAUCGCUGGCCGUGUUCCCUUCUGUACACUCGGAUAUCGAGCCAAUUCAGAAAGGGUUCCUAGGUAAUAUGUUCGUGGGGAUCACCUGCUUCUUGACUUUCAACGCAAUGGCCAUGAUUGGAAAUAUCACGGCUAAUUUAUGGCAAUUCCCGUCAAAGCGUUGGCUGUCCCUGAUGACGACACUGCGCAUCCUGUUCAUUCCCUUCUUCCUGAUGUGCAACUACAAGUCGGCCACGCGAACUCUGCCGAUCUGGAUCAACGACGAUAAGCUGUACUGGGCCUUCGCGGCUUUGCUGGGAUGGAGCUCCGGCCACUGCAGCUCUUUAGGCAUGAUGUAUGUCAGUGGGACGGUAGCGCCCGAGAACGCAUCAACAGCCGGCAUGAUCGGCGCGGCGUCUCUCGUCACAGGCAUCUUAGCAGGCCUGGUGUUCACACGCGUCUGCCCGCUCAUAGUGACGGCCAACUACGCGGGUCUCUAGCGAGUUGCCGCGCGCGCCGCCGCCGCGCUACGCCUGUUGACAGGCCUCUGACGAACUGUCAGUGAUCAGUGACAGUGAUGAAACAGUGAAUAAAGUGUUCUUUGAAUGAAAAUGAUGUUUAAAGUGGAUAAAGUGACAUGUCUGUGAACUGGAACCGGUGAGGAAAAUAGUGAGGAGGCUUGGAUCGAGACACUUGUGCUUCACUAUGUUUCACGACUCACUAAGGCAGUGAAGAAAAUAGUGAAUUGUGGAUUGGAUUGUUGGACGUUUGUGUAACGCUGUGUGUUUCACCACUCACUGAGAAAUUGGUGAGCACUAUCCGCAGUGCGGUGAAGUUGACAGCAUAGCAUGAAAACUUGAAAGUAAAUGGUGACAAAGAGGCUAGAAUUGUGAGAUCAGUGACAAGUGAUUUGAUGUACUAAGACUACCCAGAUCAAGCAUGUAUGAUGAUUAUAGUUAUCAGAUGUAAUAUAUCGGUGAUUAUCCGCUACAGUAAGUGCCUUUUUCCUCUGAUGCGGAUUUCGGCGCGGAUCUGGGGGGCAACUGCGAAACGUUAUUCACGUAGUUUCGGGUCUAUCUGUCACCGUCGCUCUUGAUGGCAUCUCGCUUCGCGUGAGAGAGAUGGCAAUAUUCGGAACUUCGGAUAACGUUUUUUGGAGUAACCCCGCUGGUCUCUAAUCACGCUGCUGAUUGCCUAUCUUGUAAUAGGAAAAAAACCCAUGAAAUAAUCAAAUGCGGACAGCCAGACGCAAAAUGCACGUGCUGAAAUCCGCAUUAUAGGAAAAAGGCACUAAAUCUGAUCUGAUAUUUAAAAAUCAAAAUAUUUAUAUUGUAAAGUGAGAAGAAAUCGUAAGUAAGUACUUUUGUUGCCUUCAAGAUCCAAACUAGAAAAGCUGAGAUUAAGAAACUUAUUAUGAAUCUAUAUUUAUAUAAAUAAUUAUGUAUUAGUGAUUCUGACGAGUCUUAAAAGUGAAUGUGGUUAAACUUUGACAUUGUUAAAACUUACUGCGUUUUCAAGAUGUCUGACAAACUAUUUGUGAAUUAUAUCUUAAUGUAAAAGCAAGAUUUUACAUUAAGAUAUCGUAGUGUUCAAGGUCAACAUUUUACAUCAUUGCUAUGGUGUUCCAAUAUGCUACUUCAGUUUGGUGCAAGUUACUUUGAUAAAGAGAGAAUAACAUGUCAUCAAAUAUGAUGAUGAAACUUAACCAUUGUUAUCAAAUUUAAUCAGUAAUAAUAGUGUUAAAGAGAAGUAUGUGUGCUAAGAAAACAAAUAAGUGCUACAUGAGUGCUUUUUAGCUUGUUAAUUUAUUUUAUCAAGAUAUUAUAUUAAUGUUUUUGCCUGAGCUAUUAUGUAUAUUAUCUACAAGUUAUAAAAGUAAUAGUAUAUGUAUUUUAUAAAUAGUGAAUUGAGUAUAAAUCAGAAAGACAAUAGUAAAAUGUUUCAAGCUAGUACACAUUUAAUUUUUCAAUCAAAGGAAUUGAGUCUCGAAAGAAUCCUGAUAUUAUAUUAUACAAAUAAUAUAUACCUUAGCUUAUUAUAUAUUGUGUUGCACAAUAAAUAUAGUAUAUUGGUAUAUUAUCUUACCUAUAAGUAUCAACAUUGCUUAUUUCUAUAAUAAAACGAAUGUUAUGAAAUAAACAAUGUCUAGAUAGGUAUAUGCUAUGUAAAGAUAUACAUACUGUUAAAGUUUUUAAGUGUAUAAAAUAUAUUUAUAUAUUGGCUAGUACAAAAUGGUUGAAGUAUAAAGUCCGUUAAGUUUUAGGUCGAUAUUUUGCAGUGAACACUACUAUUAUACAGUUUGUAUAUUUAAUUAUUUGUAUGACAGAAUCAUUUAGCACUAAUAACCACCUUUUUACUUUCACAUUCACCUAAAAAUUGAAAUGUCCAUAAAAAAAUUGUUUAUAUUAAGAAAAUACAUGUUUUCAAUUUAACGCACAUCUUAUGUAGGUUUAAUCUUUAUUUAAUUAUCUUCUAGCAAUAAUCUUCUCUUUGGUUAACCAAUUUUUUACAAUUAUAAAUGACUAUUAUUAUUAAUAUUGACAUCUGUUCUACAAUACCAUUAUCAAUUUUUUUUUUGUCAAUAUAUUCCCAAAUUGUUUCCUAAAUUUUAUUAUAAUGAAUGUUAUUAUAAAUAUUAUUGAAAAAUGAGUUCUUCCGUCUUGUAAAUUCACAAAUUAACAUUUUCCCUAACAAACUAAAUGUAGGUUUGACAGACUGAAACUACUAACAUUGUUUUAGGUUAGUUUGUUUACGUUAAGUGAUGUUUAGUCGAGCUAACGGGUGUUGAGUGUCCCUGUUGUUUGUAAAAUAUUGAUCUGACGAAGCACAGAAUAAUUUUAAUACAAAUUAAACCAAGUAGAAAUCCAUGUUACGUUAAACUACGGUUGUUCAACACAGUCGCAUUUUGUUAAUGAUUGUUCAUUGUUUUCUAAUCGUUAAUUCCUGCAUUCAAUGAGGGCUAUCGUUUUAAGAAGCUGUAGGAGGAGACUCUCAUUUGCUUACACCAGGAUGGCGCCACUGUAGAGUCAUGUCAAUCACCAGUGGUGCCAACUGGCAAGUAUAAAAACGAUAGGCCUUAUAGUUUGCGGUCGUUUUGGAGUAGAUACUCGAAACCGAAUACCUCUUCUACAAGAGGUGGUUUACACAAAGUUCCUUGGUAUUUUGUGUUUCAAUCAUAUCAAUAUUAAAUGGGGCGUUUAGUAUAAAAUCAUAGCAAAUGAUAUUCUGAAGCGCUCGUGUGUUCAAAUCCCGAAACCAAAUAAAUAUUGCUAUCAACGACAUAUUCCGAACAAAGCAAUCGGCGUCUUAUGUUAUUCCUAAUACGGUUGUUAGUCUAUUUAUUUGAUAGUAAACAUUUUUUUUAUUA